Messenger RNA from Dentiscutata heterogama, 263 nucleotides. The record is from the annotation of a GenBank genome assembly. NCBI's taxonomy places the organism in Eukaryota, Fungi, Glomeromycota, Glomeromycetes, Diversisporales, Gigasporaceae.
ACCUUUCUUAUAACUUUGAACAACUUUUUGAAAGUGGAAAUAAUUAUGAUGUUUUAAUUCAAGCCGGAGAAAGUCCCGAAAUCCAAGAAUUUCGAGCACAUUCAAUUAUUUUAAGCACCAGAUCGCCAUAUUUUCGAGCAGCUUUAUCAAAUAAUUGGGCAAGAAAACAAGAUGGAAUAAUAAUUUUUAAGAAAUCGAAUAUUUGCCCUAAUAUAUUUAAGCUAUUAUUAAAGCAAGUAUUUAUUCAAAUUCUAACUUUUUAA